AUGCUGAGUCUUAGGGAACAGGCCGCUGAGCUGGAGCGGAAGAAAGUUAGAGAUUAUGACCCCGAAGACGAUGCCUACCUACAUCCGAGUGAGGACGAGAAGUCUGAAAACGAAGGAGACCGGCAUGAUGAUUUCAGCCGAGCACACUACGAAACAGUGGGAAAGAGCUUACUGAGACUGCCAGAAGCGCCACCGCUAGACGCAAAGUAUGAGGGCGUAGCGGUGAGUCGCAUGACGUUCCAAGACCCAGAGGACUUUGAUGCCCUUGCGUUCGACGAAGUAGAGGAGAAAGACUACUUCGCUCCCAGGGAUGUGGAUGUGUCUGGCUCUGAAGGCGUCCCGGAAGAGAACGACAACCUGCUAGGGUCAGACGUGGAUUACGAUGAAGACUUUGAAAGAGACAAAACACUCCGUCACGGCCUCGCAAAACCCUUCCAGGGCCUUGCCAUCCAGCACAGCAAAGUGGAGGCACAAAAGGCUGUUGAUGGAGAAGACUCGCAGGAUGAGGUGAAGGCUGAUGAAUCAGAUCUGUCAACGGAUCACUCUCUCGACGCAUCCGAUGCCUAUACCGACGAAGACGACGACGACGACGCCUCCAUAUCCUCAGUCGCCUCACCAGCUCCACCACAAGAUGGAAAAUCCUCUCGGAGCGCGGAACGGGAAGAAUUGAGGAGAGCUGCAUUCGACUCUGUAUCAACAGCAGCACUCGCAUCCGUCCUGUCAGCCGGAGCCGCUGCCGACGUGCAAAAGGGCCGCGCAGUCAAGCAACAACGCCAAACCUUUGAUCGCCUCCUCGAUGCCAGGAUCAAGUUACAGAAGGGCAUCACGGCUAUGAACGAGCUGCCUCGAUCCUUUGUCGACGAAGAGGAAGUCAAGGCCGCGGCGCAACAAGCUGAAGAUGCCGCGCUGGCGUUAUGGUCGACUAUCGACUCUAUUCGCAGCGCCAUUCUUUCUGCCCGAGAAGGGCCUGGAUCUGAUGACCAGAUCAAGGAGAAGAAGACGCCAAAGAGAAAACGACCACUCAACCCGACAGGUACAACCCCUCUCUCGGAGAUCUGGGAGUGCUACACCUCCCUCGAAGCGCUCGCUCACACGCACCGCCGCAGCGUGAUCGACAAAUGGCAUGCAAAAACACAGCCAGUGGUCGAUCCCGCCCCCCGCUCCAAAUUGCUCCAACCCUCACGGUCGUCCGCUGCUUCGCGCCUCACGGACGUGCUCGACACCUAUCUUGCGACCGAGUCCGCCAAACUCAUCGCCCAGUCCUACUCGCCGGAGACUCAGACCUACGACGAUGGCCCAUUCUAUCAAGCCCUCCUGCGCGAUCUGAUCGCCUCGCGCUCUUCCAGUGCCGACGCCGAUGGCGCUGGCGGCAUCACGUCGGUGCUGCCCACCAAACUCCACGUAUCGGGCAGCAAACACAAAAGGGUCGACACCAAGGCCAGCAAAGGCCGCAAGGUCCGAUACACGGUGCACGAGAAGUUAGAGAACUUCAUGGCCCCCGAGGACCGCACGACGUGGAGUGGGCCGGCCAGGGCCGAGUUCUUUGGCAGUCUUCUGGGCCGGACCGGAGCGUUGGAUGAGCAGGAGAAAGUACGCGGUGACUCGGAAGGAACGGACGGUAUAGAUGUAGACGACGAUACCGGGGAGGGCGACGCAUUGAGGCUUUUCAGGAGAUGA
Messenger RNA from Fonsecaea erecta, 1677 nucleotides. RefSeq lists its product as hypothetical. The coding region runs from base 1 to 1677 and encodes 558 amino acids. Gene Ontology annotation, cellular component: nucleolus; nucleus. Lineage: Eukaryota; Fungi; Ascomycota; Eurotiomycetes; Chaetothyriales; Herpotrichiellaceae. The transcript has 2 exons. Gene Ontology annotation, biological process: maturation of SSU-rRNA from tricistronic rRNA transcript (SSU-rRNA, 5.8S rRNA, LSU-rRNA). The record is from RefSeq and is a predicted model, not a curated record.